CAGUUGAAAAACCGUACCUGGUGUACAAAAUUGAUGUAUAAGUAGCAUUAUUACAAAAAUUAUCAUCCCAUCCUCAAUUCGAUCUCUGAUCUCUCCCAUACAUGGUUCCCCUCUAAAUUAAGAUGCCCUCUUAUCCAAUCCUCAACCUUCCCUUCCCAAGGUGGGUCGUUAGUAUACUGCGACGACGAAAAUCAGUUGAAACUGACGCCGGCGACGGCAAUUAUGAGGAAAACCCGGCGGCGGUGUGGACGGAGUGCUAUGCUUGCACGCAAGUGGGUGUUCCGGUUUUCCACUCCACUAGUUGCGACGACGCGCACCAGCCCGUGUGGGAAGCAUGUGCCGGUUCGUCUCUUAUUCCCAUUAGAAACAAGCCCGGUUCGUCGUCAGUACUAGUCAGCGCUCGGAACCGCCAGCUGUCUGGACCUUUCGGGCGCGUGUUGGACCCUCGCAGCAAGCGCGUGCAGCGGUGGAACCGGGCGUUCUUGUUAGCACGUGGCCUUGCCUUGGCCAUCGAUCCCCUCUUCUUCUAUGCCUUAUCCAUCGGCCGCGAGGGGUCGCCGCGCCUGCACAUGGACGCCGGUCUCGCGGCGGUCGUCACCGUCCUACGCACGUGCCUCGACGCCGUGCACAUCUGCCACCUUUGGCUGCAGUUCAGACUGGCUUACGUGUCCAGGGAGUCGCUGGUGGUCGGCUGCGGGAAACUUGUUUGGGACGCGCGCGCGAUUGCCUCCCAUUACGUUCGCUCGCUCGAUGGCUUCUGGUUCGACGCUUUUGUCAUUCUUCCAAUUCCUCAGGCAGUGUUUUGGUUGGUGGUACCAAAAUUGAUCAGAGAAGAGCAGGCGAAGCUGAUAAUAACCAUUCUUCUACUUAUCUUCUUGUUCCAAUUCCUCCCAAGAGUCUACCACAGCAUAUCCUUAAUGAGAAGAAUGCAGAAGGUCACUGGCUACAUUUUUGGCACCAUUUGGUGGGGAUUUGCCCUCAAUCUUAUUGCCUACUUCAUGGCUGCCCAUCUAGCUGGGGGAUGCUGGUAUGUACUCGCCAUUCAACGAGUUUCUGCGUGCCUUGCGCAGAAAUGUGCUGGGAAAAAAAGGGCAUGUCAUCUCCCCCUGUCCUGUUUGGAUGUUGAUGGACCAUUUGGUUAUGGAAUAUACAAAUGGGCUCUUCCUGUAGUUUCCAACCAAUCUGUUGCUGUCAAAAUUCUUUACCCCAUCUUCUGGGGACUCAUGACUCUUAGCACAUUUGGUAAUGAUUUGGAACCAACAAGCAACUGGUUGGAAGUCAUUUUCAGCAUAUGGAAUGUGCUUAGUGGUUUAAUGCUGUUCACCCUAUUGAUUGGGAACAUUCAGGUAUUUUUGCAUGCGGUGAUGGCAAAGAAGCGAAAAAUGCAACUGAGGUGCAGAGAUAUGGAGUGGUGGAUGAAGAGAAGACAACUUCCGUCAAAAUUGAGACAGAGAGUGCGCCAUUUUGAACGCCAACGAUGGUCUGCCACGGGCGGGGGUGAAGACGAGAUGGAAUUGAUUAAAGACUUGCCCGAAGGUCUUCGAAGAGACAUCAAACGCUUUUUGUGCCUUGAUCUCAUAAAGAAGGUUCCUUUUUUCCACAAUUUGGAUGAUCUCAUUCUUGACAACAUCUGCGAUCGCAUUAAGCCUCUAGUAUUCUCCAAAGACGAGAAGAUAAUAAGAGAAGGAGAUCCAGUGCAACGGAUGGUUUUCAUAGUCCGGGGCCGUGCCAAAAGUAGCCAAAAUCUUAGCAAAGGGGUGAUGGGCACAAGCAUUCUUGAGCCAGGAGGCUUCUUAGGUGAUGAACUUCUGUCAUGGUGUCUACGGCGUCCCUUCAUCGACCGGCUUCCGGCGUCUUCUGCGACAUUCACCUGCAUUGACCCCAUAGAAGCCUUUGGGCUGGACGCGGACCACAUUCGCUUCAUCACCGACCACUUCAGGUAUAAUUUUGCAAACGAGAGGCUCAAGUGGACCGUACGGUAUUAUUCUGCCAACUGGAGGACAUGGGCGUCCGUUAACAUUCAGUUGGCAUGGAGACGCUACAGGAUGAGGAGGACAGGUCAGGUAGUGAAUGUGACGGCGCCCGUUGGAGACCAUGGCGGCGACCACCGCCUUAGACAGUACGCCGCAAUGUUCUUGUCAAUCAGACCGCACGAUCACCUUGACUAGUAUCACAUGUACAAAAUCAAAACUUCAUUCAAUUUCUUCGAUUCUUUUAUUUUACUCAUUUAAUAAAAUAGUAUAAUAAUAUCAUCUCUGGUUCUGUGGAACUUUUAUUGUACUUUUUUAAUACUCCUAUGUAAUUUUAUUUUUUAAUUCCGAUCCAAUUCUCAAAUAGAUUUUAUUGAAAGCAAAUUUACUCAAAGACCGUAAAUCGAAACAGACAAUCUAAAUUGGGACCAACGGAGUAUUACUCGUAGUAAAAUGAACUUAUUACUGUUAA
Cuscuta campestris is the source of this 2442-nucleotide messenger RNA. NCBI's taxonomy places the organism in Eukaryota, Viridiplantae, Streptophyta, Magnoliopsida, Solanales, Convolvulaceae. The record is from the annotation of a GenBank genome assembly.